AAUGGGACAACCAGAAUGGGAACACAAGCGUGGGCCCAGGGGUUCACAGUCCUCAGGAACCAGCAUCACGGUGGACAUCGCGGUGAUGGGUGAGGCCCACGGCCUCAUCACCGACCUCCUGGCCGACCCUUCGCUGCCCCCCAGCGUAUGUACCUCCCUGAGAGCCGUGAGCAACCUGCUCAGCACCCAGCUCACCUUCCAAGCCGUGCACAGGCCCAGGGCCGGCCCGCUGCUGGCCUUUGGCGACUACGCCUGCUCCGACUCUGAGGAAAGCACCGACAAGGACAAGCUGGCCGUGCCCAAGCGCCUGAGGAAGAGUUUGCCCCCCGGCUUACUGCGCAGAGUGUCCUCCACCUGGACGACUACCACAUCAGCCACGGGCCUCCCCACGUUGGAGCCUGCCCCCGUGCGGAGGGACCAGGGUUCCAGCAGCACCAAGCACGUGCUGGAAGUCUGUAGCAUCUGA
Dipodomys ordii (Ord's kangaroo rat) is the source of this 466-nucleotide messenger RNA. RefSeq names its product cGMP-inhibited 3',5'-cyclic phosphodiesterase A-like. The transcript has 4 exons. The record is from RefSeq and is a predicted model, not a curated record. Bases 2 to 466 code for a protein of 154 amino acids. NCBI's taxonomy places the organism in Eukaryota, Metazoa, Chordata, Mammalia, Rodentia, Heteromyidae.